Molecule: messenger RNA, 1160 nt
Organism: Thermothelomyces thermophilus ATCC 42464
Lineage: Eukaryota; Fungi; Ascomycota; Sordariomycetes; Sordariales; Chaetomiaceae
Exons: 1
Coding region: 153-1160 (335 amino acids)
Biological process (GO): kinetochore assembly; protein localization to kinetochore; attachment of mitotic spindle microtubules to kinetochore
Cellular component (GO): kinetochore
Source: RefSeq, a predicted model, not a curated record
CACAACCACAACUCGAGGGUCGGGAUUGAGAUCUCGAAAAGAAAGUGGCUCAUUACACGAAAACCCCACGCGCUCCCGAUAGGAAUUUUUUUUAAAAAGCACAGAGAAUACUGACACGGGAGCCCCCGGCAUUUUCGUCGUGGAAACUAGCCAUGUCGCGCGCGACAUCGUCCGCCAAUCCCGACGCGGAUCGCGCCGCCGAGGUCCUCCGCGCCCUCCAAGAGCUCGAGUCCGGCUCCGCCCCCGGCGAGGAAUACACCAUCCUCAAACUCAGCGAACCCAUAUUGUCGGCGCAGCCGUCAAGCAAGGGAGCGGGCGAGGGCGAGGGAGGGGCGGCCAACCGCAGGUCGGACGUGUCGACCGCGUCGCUCGACAGCGGCAGCGGCAGCGGCAGCGGCAGCGGCGACAGGGGGCCGACGCCGGCGUCGCUCGAGGCCGACCUGGCGCACUACCGCGAGCUCUUCGCCAAGCUCCGCUUCUCGUACGUCGAGCAGGUCACCAAGGAGAAGUUCAUCCGCGCCAUCGUCGGCGACCCGCCGCUGAUCGUGACCCCGCACGAGAUCGCCGAGCUCGAGGCCGCCAACGCCCACGCCAAGGCCGCCCUCAAGGCCCGAAAGACCGAGGUCGCCGGCAUGGUCGACGACCUCGAGCGCCGCGCCCGCGACCUCGCCCGCCGCUACGCCGACGUCCGCGCCGGCCGCGACCUGCUGCGCGAGCUGCCCGGCCGGAUCGCGGAGCUGGAGGAGCGCGUGCGGGAGCUGCGGGCGAGGCAGCACCACCAGCAGCACCAGCAGCAGGAGGAUGAUGAUGACGGGGCCCCGGGAGGGGGAAGAAUGUCGACGGCGAUGAUGAACAUGCCGCUGGGGAAGACGAGGGAGCUGGUGGAGCAGCGGAGGCGGGAGCUCGGCGCCGUGGAGCGCGAGCUCGAGGUGCUGGGCGCGCAGGCGCCCCGCAAGAGGAAGGAGAUGGAGCGGCUCGGGGCCGAGGUGGCCGCGCUCGAGAACCGGAGGGCCAACAGCACGGCCGCGGCCAGGGAGGCCAAGAGGAGGAGGGACAACAACGCCCAGGGCGGGGUCGCGGACGAGCUGGAGGCGAGGGGCAGGUGGUACAGGGCCUCGGAGGCGGUCUUGCGGCAGGUUCUGGAUCUUCCGCAAGCGUGA